AUGGUCCUCGUUGCCUGGCAAUCUUCGAGUCACAGAUCGAUCUCGAUUCAUCCCAGCUCCGCUUACGUCGAGAUCAAGCGUCCGAAAUGGGUAACUACUGCUGCUGUUGCCCACGAUCAGAAGAGGAUUCGGAUCGAGGCGAUGCCUCCCGUGAGUCCAUCCGACAUUGUCAGUAGUCGGGCGCCUCCACAGGAUCCAAAUGAAAUUGUGACGUAUAUGGAAGCAGGGUCGUCAGCUGUCGACGGGGAAAACCCUGCAUGGCCCACAUCAAAAGGCCACUCCCUCAAGAAGAGGUUCAUGCCGAGCCUUUUUAAGAAGAAAAGCGCCUCGUCGGAAAGAGUGGGGAUGGGGCUCAUCUCCGAGCAGCCGCUCCCAUUCAAGAAGAGAGAGAAAGUCCAUGCUACACCCUCUCCCCCCCGCACCGAUUCCGCCGAUCUUCCUGGUUCCUCCCGUGAUGCCCGUGGGGCAGAAGGAGAUCGGGCCGAGGCAGAUGCCUCCCCCCCGUUUCCUGCCUCCUUCGACCACGAAGCAGCCGCACGUCCCGAAGAGAGCGUCUUCACACCGUCCAUCUCCUUGUCCGACGACAAGCGUGUGUUUUCCUGGAAGAGGCACCUGGCUUUGCCCAUGAAACCCAGUGGGCGUCUCCCGGUCGUGGGUGUGGGUGAGAUGAUGUUCACAUCCAGGCCUGGUGUGCUUGCGUUCGGGGUGAGAUUGCUUGACCCCCCAAUACCAUCGAGUCGUGUCAUGGAGUUGGAGGAAUAUAUGGUGAAUCUGAGUCUCCUUCCCCCUCGUGUGGAGGUCUCCUGCAAAUCAUCGGCGAUGCUCGUGUCCAUCUUCUUGCCUCAACGCUCCUGGCUUCUGCCGCCCGAGCUGGCCGUCGCUGCGUUCUUCGAGGACGACUGCAUGAUGCUGAAUAUGCAACACCGUGUCGGAUCUGGAACGGAGGAGACCAAGAAAAUCUGUCGCCGCUACCAUCAUCCAGUGUUGCCCAUCAAAGUCACCGUGCUGGAAAGUCCUGGCCGCACUGCGAUGGCGAUGUCGGUGGAUUAUGAUGCUGUAGAUGAUCUCUUCCCGAGUCUCAGCCGCUACCUCGGUUCGGGGACGACAGGAAAAAAAAGAAAUGAGCACAUGGAGGAUGAGGAAGGAGGAUGCCUCAUUCAAGACCUCAUCUGA
Messenger RNA from Darwinula stevensoni, 1173 nucleotides. The record is from the annotation of a GenBank genome assembly. NCBI's taxonomy places the organism in Eukaryota, Metazoa, Arthropoda, Ostracoda, Podocopida, Darwinulidae.